AUGCCUUCUUACGCAGUAUAUCGUGUUACCGAGACCGGCCUGCCGCGAAAUCACCACGCUAUAUUCGUCGAAACGGAGGAAGAUGGGCCUGGCAGCGGCUGUCGAUUCAAUGUGACCGGCAACGUCCAGAACGGCAUGGAAUACGAAGAACGAAAGACUGGCAAGCCUCAAGAGUCGGCAUCGUUUAUGGGCAUGGAGAAACUCGGUGUCGUUGACCCAGGAAGCUACUCUCGGCUUCAAUCUAUAUGUCGCAGUACGCCCGUUCCCAAGAAGCAGUUCGAUGGACCUAAGAGGCUGUAUCCCGAUGUACCUCUGCGACGGUGCCAGGAGUGGACUGCUGAAACAGUGAAGAGGCUUAUCGAUGAGCAGGCCUUGGAGAUCAGCGUAUCGUGA
Messenger RNA from Arthroderma uncinatum, 393 nucleotides. RefSeq lists its product as uncharacterized. The record is from RefSeq and is a predicted model, not a curated record. Lineage: Eukaryota; Fungi; Ascomycota; Eurotiomycetes; Onygenales; Arthrodermataceae. Bases 1 to 393 code for a protein of 130 amino acids. The transcript has a single exon.